GUAUUUUCCAGAUUCUCGAAGGGCAGGGCGCAGGGCGGCUGGCCCCCGCAACGAGAGACUCCAGUCGGCUACUUCCCUAGCUGAACCCACCCGGCUGCCGCUAGCGAUCGAUGCCUUCAGAUGAGAUUUAACACUCCGCCGUGCAUAUAGUUGCUUUGACGCUGAUUCGCCGUUGGUCGUCCAAAGAUUACAACCUGACAAAAUGACAGAUUCCACGGUGGCCGACACUCGCCGGUUGAAUUCCAAGCCCCAGGACCUGACGGAUGCGUACGGCCCCCCCAGCAAUUUUCUGGAAAUAGACGUUUUCGACCCACAGAUCGUUGGAGUCGGACGGACCCGAUACACAACCUACGAAGUUCGCAUGCGGACAAACCUUCCCAUUUUCAAACUGAAGGACUCGUGCGUGAGAAGAAGAUACAGCGACUUUGAGUGGUUAAAGAUUGAGCUGGAAAGAGACAGUAAGAUUGUAGUACCACCUCUGCCGGGCAAAGCCCUGAAGAGACAGUUGCCGUUCCGUGGAGACGAGGGCCUUUUUGACCCAAGCUUCAUUGAUGAGCGGCGAUCUGGCCUGGAGCAGUUCAUUAACAGAAUUGCAGGUCACCCCUUGGCCCAGAACGAGCGCUGUCUUCACAUGUUCCUGCAAGAUGAAGGCAUUGACCGUAACUACAUUCCUGGAAAAGUACGGCACUAGGGUUUAAUUGGGGAUAUGAGCAUGUGGGGGUUAAACUCUUGGUCGUAAAACGGACUGACUUGCCUUUCUCUUCCCCCACAACCUAUCUUAAUCUCUCUCUCUUUAUGCUUUAUCUGCCCCUCUUUUUCUCUCUUUCUCAGUGUAUACCAAUGUAAAGCUGUUUUCCCCUUUUAUCCUUGGAGUAUGUUCUUCUGCUAUACAUCAGGGCAUCAAUCAAAUUUUAUAUGUAUAGCCCAUUCCCACAAAUCGCAAUUUGUGGGAAUGGGUUUAAACAAGGUGUGACAUCCUCUGUUCCUAACCCUCAACAAGGGUAAUGCAAAACUAUAAAAAAAAAAACAGUUUAACAGAGUAAAAAGACCGUAGAAGCCUCAGAGAUCAACAUGUGAGGCAUCCCUCUACCAGGACAGACAGAAGUGCAAUAGAUGCCACGUGUAAUAUUGCUAAUGUUUCAGAGAACUCUGUGACUCCUCUCUACCCUUGUGCAUUUGUUUUAUAAUUGUACAAUAAGGGAAGCAUCCCUCCAUGGCUGUGAUAUGUAUGGGAUGAAUAUUUGGCUCUUAAUCGCAAUUUUCAGGAAUGGGAAAAUAAUGUGUGAUACAUUUCAAUCUUUCCUUGAUGAUUGACAUAUUCAUAAUUUGAAUAUAAUGUGAAUAAAGUAGAAUUAUGUCUAAAUGUGUGUGUUGGCACAAAUGUGAACAAUGACGCACGUAGAAUGUUAAGUAGAUUCUGAUGAUGUUUUGCUCUCUUUGUUUUUCUGUUUUUAGGUAUGAAUAAAACUGCUGCACCUGCCCCGUGUACAUUUAUUUCUACAUCACGUCAUUGUAAAGCCGCUGGAAAUGUCAGAACUGAGGAGUGUCAACGGCAUCGGAAAAACACAACUAUUGCUCAAAACUUUAUUGAAAUCCAUUGUAUUAAACAUUUGAUGUCAUGUCUUUAUUCAGCCAUUCCACAUAUUAUAUGUACAUUAUUUUUGAUUCAGUAAUCAGAGAAAAUUAAGACAUGUUCCAUUUUAUCAUAGCUAGAUUUUUCUUUUUUUACAAUGAUGGUUAUGUUUUCUGAAUGUCUUUUUCUUUUUUUUAAUUGAGUCAAUCAAGUUUUAAAAAGAGUUUAAUUUCCUGCUUCAAUUUGGGAUCCUCGGUGCGAGCACAUAUGAGAUUUUGAUGGAAACCUCCCAAAGUCGAGCAACAUGUAGCAUGUUGGGAAUAAAGACAGAGACGUGUCAUUCCAGUCAGUGUAUUUUCUCCUGAGGUUUAUUUUCUGGAAACACUCUUAAAUCAGGAUUCUUUUACAACUAACUGUUUUUAACUCUGCUGUCUGAGUUACAUCAUCCUGCUGUGUUGUCCAGUCAGCUAUUGGGAAUGUUAAUUUAGGUAAAAUAACAAUAUCUAAGCACUGUGACAAGAGGUUCAUUAUAUGAACAAUAUUUCAUUGCUCCAAAGGCGUAAUCAGCAUCUGGUUCAUUGAUCCACAAUAAGGAUAGUUCUGUGCUUAGUUUUCCAGUUUUGUUUUUCUUUCUGUCAAUAUUAUUGUGAAGUGUAUUAAUACAUGUUGCCAUUGCAGUUCCGCUCUGGGUGACUGGGAACUUCCUUGUUACUCUUGUCCUCCCAAUUAAAUUUCCUGCUGCCUGCUG
This is a messenger RNA of Platichthys flesus (European flounder), 2321 nucleotides long. RefSeq names its product sorting nexin 12 (gene snx12). The transcript is spliced from 5 exons. Gene Ontology annotation, biological process: late endosome to Golgi transport; endocytic recycling. Gene Ontology annotation, molecular function: phosphatidylinositol-3-phosphate binding. The record is from RefSeq and is a predicted model, not a curated record. Lineage: Eukaryota; Metazoa; Chordata; Actinopteri; Pleuronectiformes; Pleuronectidae. Gene Ontology annotation, cellular component: early endosome membrane; retromer complex. Bases 203 to 691 code for a protein of 162 amino acids.